Molecule: messenger RNA, 2510 nt
Organism: Nematolebias whitei (Rio pearlfish)
Lineage: Eukaryota; Metazoa; Chordata; Actinopteri; Cyprinodontiformes; Rivulidae
Gene: mat1a
Product: methionine adenosyltransferase I, alpha
Exons: 10
Coding region: 237-1400 (387 amino acids)
Biological process (GO): S-adenosylmethionine biosynthetic process
Cellular component (GO): cytosol
Molecular function (GO): ATP binding; methionine adenosyltransferase activity
Source: RefSeq, a predicted model, not a curated record
GUGUGUGCGCGCGCACGUGCUUGUGUGUGUGCGUCCUUGGCCGUAUAUAUUGAGCCAUGUGGAGCCAGACGUGGAGUUUUGUUGGACAGACUUUCUCUUGGCUGCGGGGAUUUUGGCUUCCAGUUCACUGUUACUGUGGAGAAGGAGAAGCAGUGGGAAUUUAAAGGUGCCUUCAGGUCUCGUCGGACUGUGUGAGAUUCAGGAACCUUGCAGAGCGUCCGGCCCCGCAGACUAAAAUGAGUGAUUUUCUGGACGACGGCUCUUUUAUGUUCACCUCGGAAUCCGUGGGAGAGGGACACCCAGAUAAAAUUUGUGAUCAGAUCAGUGAUGCGGUCCUGGACGCACACCUGAAGCAGGAUCCUGAUGCUAAAGUGGCCUGUGAGACGGUGUGUAAGACUGGUAUGGUGUUGCUCUGUGGUGAAAUCACAUCUCGAGCCAAUGUGGACUAUCAGAGGGUGGUGAGGGACACCAUUAAAUACAUCGGCUAUGACAACUCCGACAAAGGUUUCGACUAUAAGACGUGCAACGUGCUGGUGGCUCUGGAGCAGCAGAGUCCGGACAUCGCUCAGGGCGUCCAUAUUGACAGACGGGAGGAGGACAUUGGAGCGGGAGACCAGGGUCUGAUGUUCGGCUACGCCACAGACGAGACGGAGGAGUGCAUGCCUCUCACCAUCGUCUUAGCCCACAAACUCAACUCGAAGAUGGCCGAACUCAGACGCAACGGCACCGUCUCGUGGCUGCGUCCCGACUCUAAAACACAGGUGACGGUACAUUAUGACCAGAAGGAUGGAGCUGUGGUUCCCAAAAGAGUUCACACCAUCGUCAUCUCUGUCCAGCAUGACGACGGCGUCACCCUGGAGGAGCAGCAGAGGAUCCUGAAGGAGAAGGUGAUCAACGCUGUGGUUCCUGCUAAAUAUCUGGAUGAUAAGACCAUCUACCACCUCCAGCCAAGUGGUCGCUUCGUCAUCGGAGGACCUCAGGGGGAUGCGGGAGUCACAGGCAGAAAAAUUAUCGUAGACACAUAUGGAGGCUGGGGAGCUCACGGAGGUGGAGCUUUCUCGGGCAAAGACUUCUCGAAGGUGGACCGCUCGGCUGCGUACGCCGCUCGCUGGGUGGCCAAGUCUUUGGUCAAAGCCAAACUGUGCAGGAGAGUUCUGGUCCAGGUGUCCUACGCUAUCGGAGUGGCCCAGCCUCUGUCCGUUUCUUUGUUCACAUACGGUUCGGCCCUGAAAACAGAGUCAGACCUGCUCAAGAUCGUCAACAAGAACUUCGACCUGCGCCCAGGAGUCAUCGUCAGAGAUCUGGAGCUGAAGAGGCCCAUCUACCAACAGACUGCCGCCUACGGUCACUUUGGACGGGCAGAGUUUUCUUGGGAGGUUCCCAAAAAGCUUGUCUUCUAAGAACUUUGCCUGCCUGUCCAGACCCACCGACCUGCAGAGCGAAGACGCUCCAUCACGAUCUGUAGCUGCCAGCCUCAUCACACGACGAGACGUCUUUAACCCAUUCAGACCGAAGGCGCCAUAAAGAAAACUACCAAAAUCAGAAGGAAAAUCACUUAGAAACGUUUAGAGAAGUUUAACGUUUGGCUUACACGACCCCAUCAGUGUUUGAGAAAAUAAAUUGGUCUUUAAAAGGAGGAUGCAAGGUUUAAUGCAUUUGUUGCAGCAGGUCUGGAUGAGUUAAUGAAGUUAAAGCUGAAUAAAUGGACAAUAGGUUUGUAUAAAAGGUGUAAGAAGAUAAUUGGUGGGGGGGUUAGGUUUGUGAAUGGGUGGGUGGGAGUUUUUUAUUUCCCAGAAAACAAACCAUUCAGUUUUUGGUGCUUCAAAUGUUUGUGUAGUCCAAAGUCAAAGAUCAUAUCUGAUAAAGGGCCUCCACAGCAAAUAAGUACUUCUGUACCACUACAUACAACUAGAGGCUGAGUUUUACCUCAGUUAUUACGUUGUGUUUUCUGGCCAGUAUGAUGAAAUGAAAUGACCUCAGCGUUUUAGAUUUGCAGGUGCUUCCAUCAGCGAGCACUGAUGUUAAUGUCACUAAUGUGAUUACAGCUUAAACCAAAGAUUUUGAAGAACGUAUUGAAUGUUUUUUUCGUGUUGAAAGCGAAGCGCCUUUUUCUGUUAUGUAUGCUGCAGAAGGCCGUCAUGACGGCAAACGAGAGCGGGUCGCUAAAACCCGAAGGGAGUAAACGUAAAGUUCACGCUUUUGUAUUUACCCCUCGUUAACACCAAACGCAUUAGUUAUUUAUCCUCAGGUUUUAAUGGGUGACAAGAAAGCAUUACUUUUAAUUUGCUCCUUUUGAAGUCUGUAAUUUGAGCAAAUUAUUAGAAGCCUUAAACUUGACUUUAGUGAUUGGUCUGUUAGGAGCGAAGCACUCAGUGGCCCACCAAAAUGCCUUAAAUAUAUUAUGAGCCUGAUCGGUAUGUGUUUCAGACUUACAUUUCCUUUGAUUUUAUACCGCAUCUGAAAGUUCAAGCUUGUUAAAAUGUCUGAAGUCUUAACUCGUUGCAACCCUC